AUGGAAGUGAGAUGUCGUCCGGCGGUGAUGUACUGUGUUCUUGCCGUCCUCUGCUCCGUGGUUCCCCGCUCGCUGGAGUCUCCUUACCGGGACCGACAAUACCUGAACGAGUGGGCGGUGGAGAUCCCCGGUGGGCUGUCCGCUGCGGAGUCGAUCGCCAGAGAGCUGGACUACGAGCUGGUCCGACAGAUUGGGGCCCUGGAAGACCACUUCCUGUUCAAACACCGCAACCAUCCUAGCAGAAUGAAACGCAGCGCCAGCCACAUCACCAGGCAGCUGUCGGAGGACGAUCGGGUGCUGUGGGCUGAGCAGCAGUACGAGAAGCGGCGAAACAAGCGGGCGUCCCUCAGAGAGUGUAGGGACUGUCCAGUGGACAAGCUGUUUGAUGAUCCAAUGUGGAACCAGCAGUGGUACCUGCAAGACACACGGACGUCAUCGUCGCUGCCGAAGCUCGACCUCCAUGUGAUCCCCGUGUGGCAGAAAGGCAUCACCGGGAAAGGAGUGGUCAUCACCGUGCUCGAUGACGGGCUGGAGUGGAACCACACAGACAUCUACUCCAACUACGAUGCAGCAGCAAGCUACGAUUUCAACGACAAUGACCCAGACCCCUUCCCCAGAUAUGACUCCACCAAUGAAAACAAGCAUGGUACUAGGUGUGCUGGGGAGAUAGCUAUGCAGGCGGACAACAACAAAUGUGGGGUUGGAGUGGCCUACAAUUCCAAGGUUGGAGGGAUUCGUAUGCUGGAUGGGAUUGUGACCGAUGCCAUCGAGGCGAGCUCCAUCGGGUUCAACCCCGACCACGUGGACAUCUACAGUGCCAGCUGGGGACCCAACGACGAUGGCAAGACGGUGGAGGGCCCUGGUCGUCUGGCCCAGAAGGCUUUUGAAUACGGUAUUCAGAAGGGCCGCGGUGGGAAAGGCUCUAUCUUUGUUUGGGCAUCAGGUAAUGGCGGCCGCCAGGGCGAUAACUGUGACUGCGAUGGAUACACAGACAGCAUCUACACAAUCUCAAUCAGCAGCGCCUCCCAGCAGGGUUUGUCCCCGUGGUACGCUGAGAAGUGCUCCUCCACUCUGGCUACAGCGUACAGCAGCGGAGACUACACUGACCAGAGGAUUACGAGUGCUGAUCUGCAUAACGAGUGCACUCAGACACACACUGGAACGUCGGCUUCUGCCCCACUGGCUGCUGGAAUAUUUGCCCUGGCUCUGGAGCAGAAUCCUGAUCUUACGUGGAGAGACUUGCAGCACAUUGUGGUCUGGACGUCAGAGUUCGAUCCUUUGGCCAAUAAUCCAGGCUGGAAGAGAAAUGGAGCAGGACUGAUGGUCAACAGCCGCUUUGGCUUCGGUCUUCUCAAUGCCAAAGCCCUGGUGGACCUCGCCGACCCGGCCACUUGGAAGCACGUGCCAGAAAAGAAGCAGUGCAUCGUCAGGGAUGAUUCUUUCCAGCCGAGGGAGCUGAAAGCAGCAGGGGAGAUCACUAUAGAGAUUCCAACCAAAGCCUGUGCGGGGCAGGAGAACGCCGUCCGCUCAUUGGAGCACGUGCAGGUGGAGGCCAGCAUCGAAUACACCAGGAGAGGGGACCUGCACAUCACACUCACUUCCCCAGCCGGCACCAGUACGGUGCUGCUGGCCGAGCGAGAGAGGGACACGUCCGCUAAUGGCUUCAGAAACUGGGACUUCAUGUCCGUCCAUACGUGGGGAGAAGAUCCUGCUGGUACAUGGACCCUGAAGAUCACAGAUACUUCGGGCCGUAUGGAGAACGAGGGACGGAUUCUGAACUGGAAGUUGAUUCUCCACGGAACGUCAGAGAAGCCAGAGCACAUGAAGAAACCUCGGGUGUACAUUCCUUACAACGCUGUGCAGAACGACCGCCGUGGUGUAGAACAUAUGGAUGACAUGAUGGAGGAGUCAACACAGGCUCAUCCACCUCAGAAGACUGCACCUGCACAAGCCUCCUCUACUUCCAAUCCAGAGAAGGAGCCCCAAAAGCCCUCAAACUCCCCCUUCUCCCCCUCUCUGGCCCUGCUGCGUCUCCUGCAGACGGCCUUCAACCGGCAGACCCCGUCCCUGCAGCAGCCCCAGACCCUCACCAGGGCCUCCUCCGCCUGGAGGAAGCAGCAGCAGCAGCAGUCGGGCCAGAGCCUCCCAGCCGCCGCUACGAGACUCCCGCCUCAGAAGCUGUACCAGGCUCUGGACAUGAUCAACAAGUACCGGGGCGCCGAGGACAGCGUCUACAGCGACUACAGCGACGGCUUCUACAGCACCAAGCCGUACAGGCACAGAGACGACCGACUGCUGCAGGCCCUGUUUGACAUGCUCGAUGACGAUCGCAAGUGA
Molecule: messenger RNA, 2337 nt
Organism: Stegastes partitus (bicolor damselfish)
Lineage: Eukaryota; Metazoa; Chordata; Actinopteri; Pomacentridae
Gene: pcsk1
Product: proprotein convertase subtilisin/kexin type 1
Exons: 14
Coding region: 1-2337 (778 amino acids)
Biological process (GO): peptide hormone processing
Cellular component (GO): neuron projection; membrane
Molecular function (GO): serine-type endopeptidase activity
Source: RefSeq, a predicted model, not a curated record